AUCUGCGCGGGUCGCCAAGCCUGCUUGAGCAGACCCACACGACAGUUCUCGUGGUGCGAUGGUGGCCACUCGCCGGACGAAGGCGGCGGCGUCGCCGAAGCCGCCCGGUCCCACGCGCGCGGCGUCGCCGACGCCGAACGCGGCGGUCCUCGCCGCCGCGGCCGCAGACGAUCCAUCGGUCGCCGACGGCGCCGCCGCCCCGGACGCCGCCGCCCCGGAGGAGCCGGACCGGACGCCCGGCAUGCUCGCGCUCUGGCGCGCGCUCUUCUACUCGCUCAUGUGCGCGCAGUGGUACCGGGGCCACAUCGCGCACUACGUCGUCGACUAUCCGCCGGAGGCCGGCGCGCGACUCGGCGCGGACGCGUUCUUCGCGUACGACCAGUGGGAGGGCCUCGUCGCGACGCUCCCGCGGACGGCCGCGGGCGUGCAGCGGCUCAAGGACGUCGGGCUCGCCUGCGGCGCCGCGGCGGCGGCCGGCGCCGCGUUCCCGGCGGCGGCGGCCGCGUUCUUCGCGCUCUUCGCGCGGCAGGCGCUCGCGCAGACGACGCGCUUCACGAACCACGACUACCUCUUCUCCCUGCUCCUCCUCCUCACGGCCGUCUCCGGCGCGGGCGGCGCCUGGUCCGUCGACGCCGCGUGCCGCCGCGUCGCGCCGCGCGCGUUCCCCGGCGCGGCCGCGUCGCCCGCGCGGCGCCGCGCGGCCGUCGUCGCGCUCCGCGCGCAGCUCGCCGUCGUCUACGUCUUCGCGUCGCUCUGGAAGACGCACCCGGACUGGGUCUCCGGCGCCUUGGUCCGGGGCAUCUUCCUCGGCUUCGAGGAGCAGGGCGUGCACCGCGGCGUGCCCUGGGCGGCCAUGGAGGCGACGCUCGGCCCGCGGCUCUUCGCCGCCGUCGCGUUGGGCGGGCUCCUGCUCGACGGGUCCAUGGCCGCCGCGCUCCUGUGCCUCCGGCCGACCCGCGAGAGCUUCGCGGCCUUAGCGGGGCUGAGCUGCGCGUUCCACGGCUUCACGUGCUUCACGAUGAGCCAGCGCAUCGGCUACGCGUUCCCCGGCGCCUGCGUCUGCGCCGUCGUCCUCUUCGCGCCCGUCGGCGGGCCGGGCGGCGACGCGCCGCUCCACGCGUGGCUCGCGCGCGCGGCGACGGGCUUCUCCGCGGGCGAGCCGCGCGCCGCCGCGGCCGCGCGGCCGGCGCGGCCGCUCCGGUGCCUCCUGCUCCUCUACGUGCUCCUCCAGGUGCUCGUCCCGCUGCGCAUGCCCCUCCUCCACGGCGCCGACUUCGCCAUGUCCGCGCGCGGCUACCGCUUCUCGUGGACGAUGAUGCUCCACGGCAAGGACCAGGGGGCCCGGGGCGCCAUGUCCUUCCUCAAGUUCGCCUACCUGGCGCCGAGCGUCGGCGGCCGGGCCCUGCCGCGGCGCGCCUACCUCGGGCCAAACCUGUUCCCGGGCGGGCCCGGCGACGACCGGGGCAGCAAAAGAGAGCGAAAUUCCCAACUUCAAAGGCUCCUUUCUCGGCCGUUUUCUACUCGUUUCGGCUGA
This is a messenger RNA of Aureococcus anophagefferens, 1534 nucleotides long. RefSeq lists its product as hypothetical. The annotation marks the transcript as partial. The record is from RefSeq and is a predicted model, not a curated record. The transcript has 2 exons. Lineage: Eukaryota; Pelagophyceae; Pelagomonadales; Pelagomonadaceae.